CUCGUAUUCGUCUUUUUGCCGCCAUCCGUCACUUUUCAGAUUCAAAUUUUCACCAGCAGAGAGCUAACUGAGGCAUGCUUCCUGUACACCUUUUCCCCCAAUGCAUAUUUAGGUCGCCGUUUUCAAAUUUUCCGAAACAAACAUAAAGUGUAGCCAAGCAUAAGGAGACCAUCUUGCAGAUCGGGGACUUGGAAUCCUCAUUCGGUGCCUAUCAAAGAGAUUGUUGUUGAUUGUAAUAUCGAUAUUUACGAGCUCCACUUUGACCUUCAUAAGCAUACGUUUUUUCAUUUACGGUUUCAAAAUGCUAAGAAUUCCGGUUGCUCCUGCCUCAUGAGUUCAGAUUGACAUUGCUUUGAAACUUACUAACGAUCUGUGCGAACUGCUCGACUUUUUCUGAUUAAGGCACUUCUCCAAUAGUCCAAUCUCCAUGCAGCUUUGGUGAUCAUUUCUAUUUUUAAGAUCCAUUAGACAAAAUAAGUUGUGUCAUAUAUUUCGGAGGUUGAAAUGAGGUGCAAUGCAUGCUGGAUAGAAUUGGAAGGGCAAGCCAUCUCCACCACAUGUGGUCACAUCUUCUGUACAGAAGAUGCCGAUAAAAUUCUCAGUACUGAUGCUGCUUGCCCUAUAUGUAGUCAAGUCCUCUCUAAAAGUCUCAUGAAGCCUGUAGAUAUCAACCCAAGUGAAGAUUGGAUAAAUAUGGCCAUUGUUGGGGUGGCACCGCAAAUAUUGAUGGAGAGUGCUUAUAGAAGUGUGGCGUUCUACAUUGGACAAAAGGAAUUGGAAAUGGAAUCUAAAAUGAACAGGAUUGUAACUCAGUGCAGGCAGAAAUGUGAGGUCAUGGAACAACAAUUCUCUGAAAAGUUGGAACAAAUGCAAACGGCAUAUCAGAAGAUGUCUAAGAGGUGCCAAAUGAUGGAACAAGAGGUUGAGAAUUUGUCUAGAGACAAGAAAGAGCUUCAAGAAAAGUUUGCUGAAAAAACCAGACAAAGGAGAAAACUUGAAGAGAUGUACGAUGAAUUGAGCAGCGAAUAUGGAUCAGUAAAGCGGGCAGCCAUUCGUCCUGCUCCUAAGUGUUAUUCAAGAAUGAACCCUAAUAAUCUCUUCUCAAAUCCUGCUAAUAUGACACAUUACAGAGAUCAUAUCAGAAAAGAGUGGUCAGUUUCAACUCCUGACACACCUGGGCCCAGAGAAGGUAUAUGGCCACCUCCAGCAAGACAAAAUACUAGUGACUCUGGCCCCUAUGAGAUAUCAAGUGACUCCGCCGCAAAACAACCAGGAAUUUCAAUGGAUGGUGGAAACACCACUGGUGCUCGUCCAGUGUUUGGCCUUGAAACUGUGGGUAGCAACCCUUCAAUGAUCAUCAGAAACCUCAUCAUUUCACCGAUAAAGAGGCCUAAUAUAGGUCUCCGCCAACUCCAACUAUCCUCAUAAAUCUCUACUUUACAUGUGACAUCCCUGUCUUUAAACUUCACCCAAUAACAAUUAUACUCUGUAAUAGUUAUAACAAUGAUAACGAUGAUGAACAUAAUAGUAAAUAAUAUUAAUGAUAAAAAUAAUGAUAUUAAUAAUAAAAAAU
Molecule: messenger RNA, 1573 nt
Organism: Cuscuta epithymum
Lineage: Eukaryota; Viridiplantae; Streptophyta; Magnoliopsida; Solanales; Convolvulaceae
Source: the annotation of a GenBank genome assembly